AUGGGCAGUUCCAACACCAGUCUGGAAGGUGGCUUCAUUCUGAUGGGCUUCUCAGAUUGGCCUCCACUGGAGCAUGUCCUUUUUAUCUUCAUUUCAGUUUUCUACUUCCUAACCAUCUUUGGCAACUCCACCAUCAUCACAGUCUCACGAAUGGAUCGUCGACUACAAACGCCAAUGUACUUCUUCCUCAACAACCUCUCCUUCCUGGACCUCUGCUACACCACCAGCACUGUGCCUCAGCUCCUUGUCCAUAUUUCUGGAACUGACAAGACCAUAAGCUAUGCUGGGUGUAUGACCCAAUUCUUCACAGUGCUCUUGCUGGGUGGAACUGAGUGUGUGCUCCUCGUGGUGAUGGCUUUUGACCGCUAUGCUGCUGUGUGCCACCCACUACUCUACACUAGCAUUAUGCACCCUCUUCUCUGCCAGACAUUGGCCAUCUCCUCCUGGAUGGGAGGCCUUGUGAUCUCUGUGACUCAGACAGUCCUCAUCAUGACCAUACCUCUCUGUGGCCGUGACCUGAACCACUUCUUCUGUGAUAUGCUUGUUCUCCUGAAGUUGGCUUGUGAGGACACAGGGGCAAUAGAGGACAACCUGUUUGUGGCUGGGAUCAUAAUGUUGGCCUGUCCUGUAGCACUAAUUCUAGGGACCUAUGCACACAUUGGUCAUGCAGUGCUGAAGAUCAAGUCAAUGACUGGGUGCAGAAAGGCUCUGGGGACUUGUGGGUCCCACCUUGUGGUGGUUUUCUUUUUUUAUGGCUCAGCCAUGUACACGUAUCUCCAACCUGUCCAUGGGUAUUCUGAGAAUGAGGGAAAGUUUGUUGCCCUUUUUUAUACCAUAGUUACUCCUAUGCUGAACCCCCUGAUUUACACCCUGAGAAACAAGGAUAUGAAGGGGGCUCUGUGGAAGGUACUUGGAAGAGGCAUAGCCACAGGGUAG
Molecule: messenger RNA, 936 nt
Organism: Arvicola amphibius (Eurasian water vole)
Lineage: Eukaryota; Metazoa; Chordata; Mammalia; Rodentia; Cricetidae
Product: olfactory receptor 10-like
Exons: 1
Coding region: 1-936 (311 amino acids)
Biological process (GO): G protein-coupled receptor signaling pathway
Cellular component (GO): membrane
Molecular function (GO): G protein-coupled receptor activity; olfactory receptor activity
Source: RefSeq, a predicted model, not a curated record